ACCGCGGUACCUGAAGAAGCAACAUUACUGGUUGAUGAGACCGUGGUACCCGAAGAAGCAACAUUACUGGUUGAUGAGACCGUGGUACUUGAAGAAGCAACAUUACUGGUUGAUGAGACCGUGGUACCGGAAGAAACAACAUUACUGGUUGAUAAGACCGUGGUACCUGAAAAAACAACAUUACUGGUUGAUGAGACCGUGGUACCUGAAGAAACAACAUUACUGGUUGAUGAGACCGUGUUACCUGAAGAAGCAACAUUACUGGUUGAUGAGACCGUGGUACCUGAAAAAACAACAUUACUGGUUGAUGAGACCGUGGUACCUGAAGAAACAAGAUUACUGGUUGAUGAGACGGUGUUACCUGAAGAAUAA
This is a messenger RNA of Candidula unifasciata, 372 nucleotides long. The record is from the annotation of a GenBank genome assembly. NCBI's taxonomy places the organism in Eukaryota, Metazoa, Mollusca, Gastropoda, Stylommatophora, Geomitridae.